Mustela lutreola (European mink) is the source of this 9233-nucleotide messenger RNA. RefSeq names its product short chain dehydrogenase/reductase family 42E, member 2 (gene SDR42E2). The transcript has 13 exons. Gene Ontology annotation, biological process: steroid biosynthetic process. The coding region runs from base 175 to 2064 and encodes 629 amino acids. The record is from RefSeq and is a predicted model, not a curated record. NCBI's taxonomy places the organism in Eukaryota, Metazoa, Chordata, Mammalia, Carnivora, Mustelidae. Gene Ontology annotation, molecular function: 3-beta-hydroxy-Delta5-steroid dehydrogenase (NAD+) activity.
GUCCCGGAUCCCAGCCCCGCCCCGCUCCGCCCCGCCCGGCUCCGCCCCGGGAGGCGGCCGCCCCGCUGCGCGCGGGCUCGGCGCGGAGACGGUGGGCGCAGCGCCGCGAGCACGCUGCGCCGCGGGAGCCUGGCCGGGUGGACAGAUCCCUCGGUCUGCACGGCUUAGGAGAGGAUGAAGGCCAACCCAGCAGCCUCCUCCCCGGAGGCCUGCAGAGCUGCAGGCCAGGGUGAGAAGGGCUGCCCUGUCUGCCAGGCCUGGGGAGGAGUCUCAGGCCUAGGGUCGGAGUCAGGGCCUGGGCCUGGGCCAGGUACUGCUUCAGGAUCUAGAGCAGAGCCUGCUACUGUUCUGGGGCCUGGUGCUAUGUCAGGACCUGGGCCGAGGCCUGGUGUGACUCUAGAACCUGCACCAGGGCUUGGUGCUGUGUCUGGACAUGGGCCAGGGCCUGGUGUGGUUCUGGAAACUGGGUCAGGGCCUGGUGUGUCUCCAGAACCUGGACCAGGGCUUGGUGCUGGGUCCAGACACGGGCCAGGGCCUGGUGUGGUUCUGAAAACUGGACCAGGGCCUGGUGUGACUCUAGAACCUGGACCAGGGCUUGGUGCUGGGUCUGGACAUGGGCCAGGACAUGGUGUGGUUCUGGAAACUGGACCAGAGCUUGGUGCUGGGUCCAGACCUGGGCCAGGGCCUGGUACUACAUCAGGACCUGGGCCGGGUCUGGGGCCUGGGGCAGGAGCUGGGUCAGUCUCUGGGCCGGUACCUAGGGCAGGAGCUGCACCAUUACCUGGACCAGGGGUAGAGCCUCGGCCCAGAAGGGGGUCUGGAACUGGGCCCAAACCCAGUGAGCCAGAGACAGCCACCACAUCAGCCCCGCAGCUAAAGACUCAGGCCACACACAUGCAGGCCCCACGGCAGAAGGUUCUGGUGACCGGAGGAGGAGGCUACCUGGGCUUUAGCCUGGGUUCCAGCCUGGCCAAGAGUGGCAGUUCUGUCCUACUGCUUGACCUCCGCAGACCGCAGUGGGAGCUGUCUCCGGGGACCGAGUUCAUCCAGGCGGAUGUCCGCGAUGAAGAAGCCCUGUACCGUGCCUUCGAAGGGGUGGACUGUGUCUUCCACGUGGCGUCCUAUGGAAUGUCCGGUGCUGAGAAGCUGCAAAAAGAGCAGAUUGAGUCUAUAAAUGUUGGAGGCACCAAACUGGUGAUCAGUGUUUGUGUCCGUCGGCGGGUCCCAAGGCUCAUCUACACCAGCACCGUCAACGUCGUUUUCGGCGGGAAGCCCAUAGAACAGGGUGAUGAGGACUCUGUGCCAUAUUUCCCACUGGAGAAGCACAUGGACCACUACUCACGAACCAAAGCCAUCGCCGACCAGUUGACCCUCAUGGCCAACGGAACACCUCUCCCAGGAGGAGGCACUCUGCGGACGUGUGUGCUCCGGCCCCCAGGGAUCUAUGGGCCCGAAGAGCAGAGGCACCUGCCCCGAGUGGCGAGCCACAUCAAGAAGAGGCUAUUCAUGUUCCGGUUCGGGGACCGCAGGACGCGGAUGAACUGGGUGCACGUGCGCAAUCUGGUGCAGGCCCACGUGCUGGCAGCCGAGGCCCUCACUGCGGCCAAGGGCUACGUGGCUAGCGGCCAGGCAUAUUACAUCAACGAUGGGGAGAGUGUCAACCUCUUUGAGUGGAUGGCCCCACUGUUUGAGAAGCUGGGAUACAGCGAGCCCUGGAUCCAGGUGCCUACCUCCUGGGUUUACCUCGCAGCUGCAGCGAUGGAGUAUUUGCACCUGGCCCUGAGGCCCAUCUGUAGCGUCCCGCCGCUGCUUACCCGGAGCGAGGUGCGCAGCGUGGCCGUGACGCACACCUUCCAGAUCGCCAAGGCCCGCGCCCAGCUUGGCUACGCGCCAGACAAAUUCCGCUUCACGGACGUCGUGGAACAGUAUGUGCGGUCCACGAGCCAGCGGCCCUGCGGCUGUACGGCGCGGACGCUCCUACGGCUGCUGCUCGGGCUGCUGCUGCUGCUCGGGCUGCUCGCCCUGGCGCUGCACCUGCUCGGCCGGCAGCGGUCCUUCGUCUGAUCUUCGUCCCUUGGCGGGAGCCGGCUACUGCCUCCGCUCCAUCCUCCGGGCUUGGCCCCGCCUCCGUAUUUUCUCCGCCCAUUUCCCCGCCCAUAUCCCCACCCUCUAGGCUUGGAUCCGCCCCCUGGGUCUUGACUCCGCCUUGGGCACGCCUCUGCUCCGCCUCUGGACUCGCCCUCAUGUACUUGCCCCGCCCACAUCCCCGCCCUCCGAGCUUGAUCCCGCCCCCUGCAUCUUGACCCCGCCCCUGUCCCGAUGUCCGCUCUUGGACCCGCCUCUGGGUCCGCCCUCAUGUCCUUGCCACGCCCACACUCCCCGCCUCCUGCGUCUUGACCCCGCCCCUGUCCUGAUGUCCGCUCUUGGACCCGCCUCUGCACCGCCUCUGGGUCCGCCUGGCCCCGCCUUCUGGGUCUGGGCCUGGCGGGGUUACUGAGCAGGUCGCCGCACAGCCUCAUCCGUCUUCCGGGCCUUCGCCCACCCUUCCCUGCCCCGAAUUCUCCCCUGCUCUGGUUUCGCCCUCUUUCUGGCCCUACCGGUAUGAUGGCGCCCUCCGCUUCGUUUCUCUUUCGGACUGGCCCUGCCCCGCCCUCUGGAUCUUGUCCCUCCACUGUCCUCGUUGUAAUUCGGCAACAGCCCCGCCCUCCUCCUCUCCGACUCCCCCGCCCCUCUCCGGGCACGCCUCCUAAGGUGAGUUCCUGGGGCCUGGCCAGAGUCUCCUUCAGCCAAGUGCAGGCCUGGCUAGCCUUAGCCUUUGCAGUUUUCCCAGUCUGAUGCUGCCUGUCUAGGGUCACCGGACCCUCCUCGCCGUUCAGGCUCCUCUGUGCUUGUCCUGAGAUCGUCUUGAAGAGACUCAUUCCAGGAGAGUUGCUUUUGAUCUGCUGCUACCUUAAUGUUUUGGGUUCACUCAGUCAUGCAUUCUCUCCCUCUGUGUUGAUAGUCAGGGUUGGAGGGACCCCUGAGACCCAGACUUCUGCCUAGCCCAUAGCCCUUUUGGAUUUCCGGCUUACUAGCCUGGGGCUGACUUAGCUUAUUAAGCACAGGCUUCUUCUGUACCAGCCAGGAUCUAAACCAAAACAAAAUUUUUAAAGGCGGUCAAAAGGCAUAAACUUCCAGUUAUAAAAUAAAUAAGCCGCGGUGAUGUAAAGGUGAGUAUCGUUAAUAAUACUGUAUUAUGUAUGUGAAAGUUGCUAGGAGAAUAGAUCUUUACAAGAAAAAAUUGUAACUAUGUCUUGAUGGCUGUUAACCAAACUUGGUCAUUUCACAACAUUGUGUGGUUCAUGUGAAAUUAAUAUUUUGUGUAAAUUAUAUCUCUAAAAAAUAGCUUUUUAAAGGACUGGACCUUUUGGAAAAGUACCAAUAUAAUUAUAAUGGGAAGAGUUAGAACUUAUUUUUGUCCUAUUUUGUAAUUUCAUAUUACAUAUUUCAUACUACAUAUUCAUAUUUCAUAAUCUUCUAUUAAUCAGGGGGCAGUGGUGAUCACCAUAAUCUUUAAUGUUUUAACCCACAAAAUUUCAUCAAGCCUUGCUCUCCACAGAAACACCCCUCCCCAUUGCCUUGAUAUUAAUUAUGAGUACCAGGAUAUCUGUGUAUAAAUGUAUCUAUGUAUGUAUCAUAAUGGGCACCUGCACAUUACAGCAGAGAAGAAAACCAUCACAAGCCAAAGAACACCUGUGGUGGAGGGGAGGGAAUGUGUUAGAGCCAACGUGGCCACCCCCAGUGUAUCCCUCUCUGCAGAACAGUUAAAGUUUGGGAAGCAGCUAAGAACCAUAUGCUCCUCUUUGCUCGAUUGAACCGAACACAUGCCUGCGAUUUUUUUAAAGCUCAGUAAUAAUCCUUUAUGUCCGUUUAAUGCUUGAGAGUUUUAAUGCUUGAAGUUUUAAUGCCAUCUAUCUGCUUUUAUUUAGUUCUUCUGGCCAUCCCUACAGUUGGGUUUAUUGUUCCCAUUGUGUAAAUUAGGAACUUGGGGUUAUAUCUAACUUUGAAUUGGACGAGGUGGGGGUUCCUCCUCUGCAGCUGGAGUCCUAUGGGGGAGCUGGCCAAGGCUCAUGAAACACCACACACAGUGAUGUCUGUUCUUCUGCCCCCCUCCCCCCAUGUCAGGGCUUCCUUCAAGCUCUGGCAUCUACCGUUAGGGCCGGCAGCCCUUGGGCUCCCUUUCUUCUCGGUAAUGCACAUGCCUCUAAACUCACCAUCUUCUUUCUGACCUUCCUCUCUAUCAAUCCUGAGGAAUCUGUUCUCAGGGCUGGGAGCACAGGCUUUCCCUGUUCAAAUAAUCUUCUAUACCUUUUAUCUUCUGCCAAAACACAGCUACCACCGGAAAAACAAAAGGAAGAUCAAUUUCUUUGUUUUCUGGCUUUCUCUAAGUCCUUUGUUUCCCUGGCUCCAGAGGCUCAGGAUAUCUAUGGUUGGGGCCUGGGGGCAGUUGUGGGUCACUCUGCUGAGAAAGCUUCCCUCCUUUCGUGUGUCUUGACCCAGUGGGAAAGGAGGCGGUCCCUCCACCCAACGGACAACUGAGUCCCCAUGAGGAUUUUAGAGGCUGUCCAGGUAACUCAGGUUCCUCUGAGUCCUCUGUACCUCACGUUCUGAGAGAAGGAGGUCCUGAUUUACUUGGAAAUACUGAGUAGAAGCAACAUGAAUGCAGAAAACAGAGUUGCUGUUGUGGUUUUCCAAUCCGAAUGGAUCAUCAGGGUGAAUUCAUAAGUUUCCCACUGUGGGUGCUGAAGCUAAUUCCUGUUGUAAACCCAAGGCUGGGUGUCUAAAAUGUCCUCCAAUCUCAGCGUGCCUGGCUGGUUCAGCGGGAGGAAUGUGCAACCCUUGAUCUCAGGGCUGUGGGUUUAAGCCCCAUGUUGAGUGCAGAGAUCACUAACAAAUAAAUUUUAAAAAUAUCCUCAUAGUCUCUUUCAUCUUAAAAAUAUUCUCCCUUGAUUCCCCAUUUCCUGUCUCUGAAUCAACAAUCCUGAGAUCAUGACCUGAGCCAAAACGGAGAGUCCGACGCUUACCGACAUGAGCCACCCAGGCAUCCCUCAAAAUGACUUUAAUCAGGGUCAUCAUUGACCUUGUCUGUAAAUCAUAAGUCCAAUGCAUAUUUUUCAGUCUUUAUCUUGCCAAGCCUCUUAGUGUUCAACAUUCCCCCUACCCCCUCUUUGCAAUACUCGCCUUGGUCUAUAUGGACACCACACCUGUUUUCCACCUGUCUCUGGCCAUGCUUCCUCAGUCCCCUCUCUCCCACUGCCCUCCGUUCCUCAGGACUCUGUCUUGGCCCCUCCACUCCCCCUGUGCGCUCUUCCUGAGCAAGUCCAUCCAUUCCCAUGGCCUCAGUCUCCACCACCUCCCAAAUCUGUAUCAUUUGUCCAGAAUGUUCUCUGGACCUCCAGAGUUCUGUGCCCAACCUCCUACUCAAGCCCAUGUCCCACAUCUCAAACUCAGUGUGAAUCAAAUUGAAAUCGUCUUCUCCACGAACUCCUCUUCAUCCUGUGUUGCCUCCUAGGGACAGGAAAGGCACCACCAGUGCCACCAGCCAGGGGCUCAAGUCCCAAACCUGGUCAUCACUUUUGACAUGUUCUUCACAUCCUCAUCAGGGAGUUCUGUCAGAUCACUUCCAAAAUAUCUGUCCCACCCACCCUUUCAGUCCUACCCACGGUCACAAGCAUGGUACAAGUCACUCUUCUUUCUCCAAGACGGCUGCAGUAGACUUUGAAUGGACCCUCCUGUUCCUGCUGCCAGAGGGAACUUUCUGAACCCCAAAUUGGUACAUGCCACCCUCCCAUUUAAAACCUUUUGGUGGUUUUCCACUGCCCUCAGGAUGAGGUUCAAAGCAUUAAUGGGGCCUUCGUGCGUAAGGGGUCAACCUCAUCUCUUGCCCUUGGCCCAUCUGCGCUGCUCUCUGCUCAGCUGCCCUGAAUUGUCUUUGAAGCAUCUCAAACUCGCCCAGCUCUCGUCUGCCGCGAGGAUCUGCCACCUGCUGUCUCCUCUUCCUGGGACUCCCCUCUCCACCUUCACAUACCUAACCCCUCAAUUUCGAGUCCCAGCGAAAUGGCACCUCCUCGGUUGACCCUGAGACAGGUUAGCACGCACUUUAGAACACUCCUCACAGGUGUAAUCUGAAUUUACCGCAGCUGUAAAACCGAGUUGAGCAGACUUGCCUGCCUUGUGUGAUCUGUAGCCUCAGGAUGCUCUCGGUUUCUGGCACACAGGAGACCUUUCAUACAUAGUUAUUGAAUAAAUAAAUAAAUGAGAGGCCCCUGAGCCAAACCUGAAGACCAACUAUGAGAUGGAUCCAUGAAGCUGGGACUCCGAGGUUGAUAGCCCCACGGGGGGCCGGCCCUCUGAUGCCGCAACCUUUCCAUUGGGUCGCUUGACACCCGUUCUACCAACAGAUAUUUGUGGGAUCAGCUGGAGCUCCGCGUAGGACACAGAGCGGGCUGGAAAGGAACCUUCCCUAUUGGGAAGGAAUCCCUCCCAAUUAUGACCUAACCCAAGUCAUAAUUAAAAGUUGUAGGUAGUCUGCUGGAAACUAUUAAAAUGAUCUCAGAUGCUUUUCCCUUGGAAAUGAGACACUUCUGGUUUUUUUUUUUUAGGUAUCGAUAUCGCUAGGUUUGUGCACUGGGCUAGGGCAGGUGAGGGCCUGGGCUGCGUUUGCUCUCCAUUCUUUUUUUUUUUUUUUAAGAGCAAAAAGGAACUUGCAUUGGGAGAGGAUGACAAAUAGUUGGGGAAAAGAAAAGUGAGACCCUCCGGGGUGUGGCAGCGGUGGGAUUCGAACCCACGCCAUCGAAAUGACUGGAGCCUAAAUCCAGCGCCUUAGACCACUCGGCCACGCUACCGCCCGUUACGGAAGCUUCCGUGGAAACUAUAUUAGUUUAAUGACGUGGCGCCUCACGCUCCAUAGCCCCGCCCUCUCGGAUUUGCGCAUGCCCAAUACCAGCCUCGCGUUUCCUGCGCGUUAUUAAAGGCGUCUUGAUCGCUGGCUCAUUUCCGUGCCUUGGAACCACCGUCCUUUUUGGAUCGGCAGCAAAAUCUACGGUCGGAACGCCGCCCUAAAAAGGAAAGAAGAGUCCCCAGAUGUUACACACGAAUCUGCAGUUCCCACGUGUGGGCGCCUUGGAUUUGCCGGGUACGUCGUCUGCGGUCUACGGCCACGUGGGGGCGCUGCCGCGCCGUGCGGGGAACCUUGCCCCGCGCAGAUCCCGGUUAGGUCCCCGGCCUGCGGGCUACUCCAGUUCCGCUCUGCACGCCCCGCGUGCCCCCGUGGUUUGGUCCUUGCCACCGCGAGGUGCUCUUCGACUUAUCCAUUUCCUUGCUAAAGGUUUAAGGAAGAUAACAAAGAUAGAGUACAGUAGAGAUACACAGGUGGAUGUGGUAAGCUGAAAUGCCGCCGCCCCCCAAGAUGUCCACAUCCAAGUCCCCAGAACCUGUAUGUUACUUUAUGUGACAAAAGGGACUUUGUUAGUGUAAUAAAGGAUUUUCAGAAGGGGGGAUGAUUCCGGAUUAUCCAGGUGGACCCAGUGUAAUCAAAAGCGUCCUUAGAGGAGAGACGCAGGAAUCCGAGAAGAUUUGAAGACAGAAAGAGAGGUCCCCGUGAUACUGCCACAAGCCAGGGAAUGCCCUAGAAGUUAUAAAAGGUAAGGACACACCUUUUCCCCUAGAGCUUACGAAAAGGAACACAAGUGACUUCUGACUUCCCGAGCUAUAAGAGGGCUGUGUUGUUUUAAUCCACUAAAUUUGUGGAAAAUUGUGAGAGCAGCCAUUGGAAUCCAGUACGGUGGAUAAAGCAGCCCAUGGGCUUGUCAGUCACACAGCCUGAGCCUUGACUAGCAGUGUGACCUUAGGAAAACUACUUCUCCCCAGACCUGUUAUUCAUCCCUGUAAUGGGGAGCUAGUGAUACCCAGGAUUUCCGUGAGAAUCGAACUUAUUCAUUCGCAGAUAUUCCUUGAGCCCCUGCAGGGUGUCAGGCACUCUUCUGGGCACUUGGCUACACCGGAGUGAAGCAGAAGAUUGAACGUGGUCAUGUAUGUCAUGCACUUAAAGACUUCUGGUAUUUAUUUGACUGAGAAAGAGACGAGGAGCAGCAAAGGGAGAGGGAGAAGCAGGACCCCCACUGAGCAGGGGUGUGGGAUUCGAUCCUGGGACCCUGGGAUCGUGACCUGAGCAAAAGGUGGAUGUUUAACCCACUGAGUCACUCAGCAAGUGCCAUGCUAGGUUUGUAAAUGUACGUAUGUGAAUGUGGUGGUGGUGACUCCCAGGGACCUAGGCCCUCCUCCAUGUACCUCGCUGUGCUCACCACCGGAGUUCUUGGCUCGGUGCUCCAGACCACUUGGUGGUAUUAUCCACGUGCAUCUCCCUACCCCUGCCUUCAGAAGGUGCCCUCUCCCAGGACCAGACCGGGAUGUCUGCUAGAAUGUCAUCUCCAGAUACUGUCUUGUUCACUGGAAGCCGUAUCCCCAGGACCUAGAACAGUAUUGGCCACAAAACCCCUCUUCGUACUAGUGGUUUUGUGUGCUUGGUUAAGGCCACUCCAAGUUGCUGUGCGGCCCCAGAUAAACACAGAGACAAACGCUUCUGGCUAGAGCUGCCCAACACGAGAUCUCACAGAAUUUUAGUCUGGAGGUGGCCAAACUGGGGUCUGUUCUUUUGGAGGAUCCCAAAGGAGCCACAAGCAGGAAGCAGAGCCUUAUUUAAGAAUCCCUCCUAAUGACUCAGCAUUCUCCUAUAGUUGGGCAUUCUCCUAUACAGCAUGUGCUGGGGGCAACCUUCCCCCACCCCAAUUCUCUCUCUCUCUCUCUCUCUCUCUCUGAUAACUGAAUUCAAGUGAACAUUAAUCGUACACCCACUCGGCCUGCUCAGGCAAAGAGCAGAUCUUCCGGGAGAAGGAGAGCCGCUUGCAGAGCCGCCCAGAACCCUCAUGCCAAAAAUUCAGUGGAAGGAAGGCCAUGAGCUCAUCUGCUCCACCAAGCAUUUCUCUCCAGGCCUGUCUGGCCCCCAGCGGGCAUGCUGACCCGGCUUCUCUGGUGACUGACGUCUUCAAGGGUGCUGUUUGGGAAAGGGCAGCUUCUGUGCAAAGCCAGCCCCAGCCAGGCAAGGUGGGGAGGCCCCAGAAACCAAAGCAACUGGCCUGUUUCACUUUGUUAAGAGCUCGGGUUUUGACGUGACAUUUAAAGUAACUUUUGCAAAA